Dibothriocephalus latus is the source of this 276-nucleotide messenger RNA. Lineage: Eukaryota; Metazoa; Platyhelminthes; Cestoda; Diphyllobothriidea; Diphyllobothriidae. The record is from the annotation of a GenBank genome assembly.
AUGUUUAAAGUGGCCUCCGCUGAACUGCCACCGCGUGGACUGGGCGCCUGUAAGCAGUCACGAGCCCUGUAUGCCGUGGAUCUUCUGCUGGAGUGGAAGCGCUCUGAUCCCGCUACGCCCUCCUCGUCCUGUUUCACCAUCCAACCCCAGGUAUGUGAAGUCAAUUUCAGCCCGGACUGCAAUCGUGCCUGCAAGUUCUACCCACAGUUCUACAACGAUGUCUUUGACUGUCUCUUCCUGGACAAGGAGGUGGACAGUAUUCAGCGACUGAUUUAA